Molecule: messenger RNA, 2949 nt
Organism: Phycodurus eques (leafy seadragon)
Lineage: Eukaryota; Metazoa; Chordata; Actinopteri; Syngnathiformes; Syngnathidae
Gene: mettl3
Product: methyltransferase like 3
Exons: 16
Coding region: 1221-2852 (543 amino acids)
Biological process (GO): lipoprotein metabolic process; lipid transport
Cellular component (GO): nucleus; membrane; extracellular region
Molecular function (GO): mRNA (2'-O-methyladenosine-N6-)-methyltransferase activity; mRNA m(6)A methyltransferase activity; lipid binding
Source: RefSeq, a predicted model, not a curated record
AAUAUGUACAUAUUUAUAAGUGGUAUGGAUGUUACAGUGUAUGCAAAAAAAACAAAAGUCCCCGUGUUGGUACAAAGUCUGCCAAGGCCAUCAUUUUCAACUGACAAAAAAAAUGACAGAUUAUUAUGAAUUAUUAUUAUGUGUUGGGGGGGGUUGCGAGAGGAAGAAGUGUUCUGUCGAGUUUAGCACUGUUAAGUCCGAGAGGCUUUGAAUGCAUCGCUCUGUAAAUUGAGGGGGAAACUUGGGAGAGGACGAGCGAGCUUCGAAGUGAGCUGAUUUCAAAGUACUGUACAUAGUUCACCUUGCUCCUAUUCUUUUGUUUGUAUCAAUUGCAUUCUCACGUCAUUAUAAUAGAAUGAUAUUGAAGGUGAAUCCCCCCACGCAAUAUAUAUGGCUCUGUGUGUUUUUGAUGCGUUUGCGAACCACGCCCCAUGGGCGGGCCGACCCUAAAUGUAGCUUGUUUGUUUCUCGAGGCCAGCGCCAUACAGCGACAGGCAGAACAACGAAAUGCUUUUCGACGAGAUGGCAGAAGGUCCGAUCACCUGGUGCGGCCCGAGCAGAAUUCGAUUUUGGGGCCCCACCGUGUUUAAUAUGUUCAAAAAAACAACCGCCACCAAAUCCUCACGCAUUUGGGAGCGUCUCUGGUCUGGCCGUGUCCACCUUUUGUCAUUCACAGGUCACGUUUCACACUAAGUCCACCAUUCAGACAAGCUCAUCUAUAUGUACUUUUUGAGAUUUUACGACUGUCAAAUACGUCUUGGCUGAAUGAAGGUUUUACCAGCAACCUCGUGACAGCAUCUCGUUUCAGAUAGUUGCGUUUGGAGUCCACACCGGCGCGCCCGUUGACGCCAUUCUGUACUUUUCCGUCGUCUUAUGUCCGCCAUUUGCGUGCAACGAGACACCGUGUGUGAGCAAAGCGACUCGAAAAGACGUUGCUCAGGGUCUGCCAAACCAGUUUGUCGACUUGUGUGAAGCGUUUUUGUGCGCUUUCCUGGCGUCACCGGCUGAAGGUAAGCGCCGCUGCGUCGUCGCGAACUUCCAAACGCUUGUAAUUUGCCCUCGUCUGACUUGGAAGUGACAUUUGGGCCUAAUUUCUGCCACGAAAGUGAAGGAGCAACGAAUCAAAAGCUGCUCUUGAUUCAGCGCGAGCACUUCCAAGUCCGAACUGCAGACUGCCACUGCAUCCUCAGCUGUCACACUUGACGCGAUUGCGUUUCAGCAUGAACAUGUUCAGGAAGGAAAAGGGCUCGCCGGCGGCCUCGUCUCCACCGCUGCCGCCGAGGUCCCUGCCCAGCGAGCAGGGAAGCAACCGCGAAGCCGCAAGUCUCCCGAAGUCAAAGAGGACUCGGGUGAUGGGCGUUAUGCAGAAAGUCGUCAACCCCUUCAAGGCUUCAUCGCAGACUGCUGACUCGUCAGAACCGAGAAAAGACUCCGCGCAGAACCCCGGAAUGAUUUCCAGUGUCAUCCAGAAGGUCAACCCGUUCAAAUCCUGGCACUCCAAGGACGCGCAGCCUCCCCAGAUCGACGCUUCCUCUGGCCGAGAGAGCCGGACGGACUCAGACGACCUGUCCGACGAGCCGGACGUGGCGUCACGGGCCAGCGCCGAGAGCUUCGACGCCGCCGCCGCGGAGAGCCCCUCCGUUUGGUACGUAGACGACGUCGGCAGCGCGGAGCUGAAAAGCCCAGCAAACGAGCGGCCAAAGACGAGGAAGAAGACCUUCAGAAUCAAAAGAAUUCUUCCCACUGCACUUUUUAGCUCUGGAUCAAAGGACUCGGACGCUCGGCCUCAGGAGGUGGAGGUCCAAACACUGGAGAUGGUUGACAUGCCUGAGCUCCACGACCCGAGCGUCUUGGACCCUCUGGAGGAUGAAGAUGGACUCCUGGCGUGGUGGAGAACGGUUGACGGCUGGACCGAGUGGAACGAGACCGCCCACAACCACCAGUCUGAAGAGGUGGCGGAAGAAGCGGCGGACCGCGUGUUCAUGGCGGCGCGCCUGUUCGUCGACCUGUUCAACCGGCGCGGCGCCUCGCUCCAGCGGCGUGUCCUGUCGCUCCUGACCCUGGCCGACGCCGCCGACGACUUCCACAAGAAGACGGUGUCGGCCAGCGUGGGCGGCGGUGUGGCCGGCGUGGCCGGCUCCAUCACCACCAUCACUGGACUCGUCCUGGCCCCGUUCACGGCCGGAACGUCGCUCAUUGUCACAGCCGUGGGCAUCGGCGUGGCCACGGCCGGCGGCGUGGCCUCAGCCUCGGCCAACAUCACGGACACGGUGCACUCCAAGGCGGACCGCAAGAAAGUGGAGAAAAUGAUCCAGGACUACCAGGAGGAGAUGAACGACAUCAAGGACUGUCUGGAGUUCUUACAGGAAGGAAUGGAGACUCUGGAGGAGUGGAACUUUGAGCAGUACGCCCGGAGCAUCUCCCAGAAGCAUCUGAACCAGAACGUCAAACACGUCAUGAAAGAGGGCGGCCGGGCCGGCAAGGCUUUGGUCAUCAACACGGAGAGCCUGAUCAGCACCGUCCAGGUUCUCAGCGUGGCGGGCGGUGCCGCCAAAGCCGCCCAGGUCAUGAGCAUCACCACCGGAGUCAUGUCCGGACUCUUCCUGGCGCUCGACGUCUUCUUCUUGGCUAAGGACUCGGCGGAGCUGCGGAAGGGCGCCAAAACGGAGUUCGCCGCCAAGAUCCGAGACGUUUGCAAGGACCUGCAGGACGGGCUCCUGGAGCUCAACCGCAUCAAGGAAGAGCUGCAGAAGACCAUGGACGGCAUCCAGGUGGAGGAAGAGGAUGAUAAUGACCAGGACGAUGACCGGGUCCUCGAGUCGGAGCUCGAGAAACUUGAGCUGGAAGAGUGAAGUAACCUGGGUGCACCUGCCAAGUCCAUUUGCAAGCUUUCUUUUCAAUCAAAUAAUGUACUCUUAAUUUCUUUCAAUAAAACUUGCUGACUUCUGA